Molecule: messenger RNA, 2967 nt
Organism: Ascochyta rabiei
Lineage: Eukaryota; Fungi; Ascomycota; Dothideomycetes; Pleosporales; Didymellaceae
Product: Protein kinase domain-containing protein ppk32
Exons: 3
Coding region: 1-2967 (988 amino acids)
Biological process (GO): protein phosphorylation
Molecular function (GO): protein kinase activity; ATP binding
Source: RefSeq, a predicted model, not a curated record
AUGUUCUCCAACGCGCUGAAGUCGUUUCAGUCGAACAUCUCGGGCAACUACACUCUCAGCGCCCAACCUACAUCUUACUCAGGACCAUGGAAGAUAUACGAUGCGAAGAAGAAGUCUACGGGCAAGGCAGCCUCGGUCUUUGUCUUCGAGAAGAAGUCGCUAGAACCCCCUGGCGGUGCAGGGCUUGGUGGUCGUUCAGGCGCAUCACAGCUCAAGCGUGCACACGAGGAGGUGGUGGAGAGGUUGAAGAAAGAAGCUAGCUCGCUGGCACGUCUGCGACACCCAAGCGUCCUAGAGCUCGCUGAGCCAGUAGAGGAGACUCGCGGCGGAGGUUUGAUGUUUGCCACGGAGCCUGUCACAGCAUCCCUUGCUGGCCUACUACAGGAGAAGGACCAGCAGGAAAAGGCCGGGGGCGUCGGUGGGCGCCGAAGCCGCUACGUCGUCGAAGAGUCUGAUGGACAGAAGCGCAGACGAGAGCUCGAACUUGACGAGCUCGAGAUACAAAAGGGGCUGCUGCAGAUUAGCAAAGGCUUGGAGUUCUUGCACGAGAGCGCUGGGUUGGUCCACGCCAACCUCACGCCAGAGGCUAUAUUCAUCAAUGCUAAAUCUGAUUGGAAGAUCUCAGGUCUCGGUUUCUCCACUCCCCCAGAGAACUCGACGAAGCCAACCUCCGUAACGCCCAUUUCUCUGUCCGAAGUUCUGAACUACGAUGCUCGACUUCCUAAAUAUGUCCAGCUCAACAUCGACUAUACGUCUCCGGACUUCAUCAUAGACGGUAAUGUGACGCCAGCUGCGGACAUGUUCAGUCUUGGUCUGCUGAUCAUUGCACUCUACAACUCACCACACCAAAGCCCGCUCGAGUUCAACGGAAGCAUGUCGUCCUACAAGCGAGCGUUUUCCUCGUCUUCAACGGUACCGAACAAAAACAACAACUUCAUGAGCUCGCAACCGCUACCGCGAGAUGUUGCAAACGGAGUGCUUGAUCGACUCAUCACAAGACGGCCAGCACAGCGCCUGGAUGCAAGGGAGUUCCAGCAAGCACAGUACUUUGACAACAUCCUCGUCUCCACAAUCCGAUUCCUCGACUCCCUUCCAGCGAAGACACCAAACGAGAAGUCGCAGUUCAUGCGUGGGCUUCCUCGAAUACUCAACCAGUUCCCCAAAUCCGUGCUGGAGAAGAAGAUACUUCCAGCUUUGUUAGAAGAGAUGAAGGAUCGCGAGCUACUGACCCUGAUUCUGCAAAACGUCUUCAAGAUCAUUACAAUGCUACCGUCAGGCAAGCGGACGUUCACCGAAAGAGUCAUACCCAAGCUACGAGAAACGUUCUUGGCUGGUGGUGCUGCUACUGCACCAAACGCAAAGGGUGGUACCCAGGAGCGUGAUAGCCUGAAGGAGGCAGGUCUUAUGGUGUUACUUGAGAACAUCCAAGUCGCGGCAGACAACACAGGCGGAAAGGAGUUCAAGGAUGACAUACUGCCCGUUGUCAAUUAUGCUUUAGAGUCUCCUACACACUCGCUCGUCGAUGCAGCGCUGCGUACACUUCCUGUUGUCCUGCCAAUCCUCGACUUCUCGACAACCAAGAACGAGCUUUUCCCUGUCAUUGCAACAAUUUUUGCGAAGACCAGCAGCAUGGGUAUCAAGAUCCGUGGACUAGAGGCCUUGAAGACUCUGUGCGGCGGCGGUGGUAACGACGACCAGAACGACUAUCAGGGCGAUGGUCUGACGGGCAUGGUCGAGGCUCCAAAACCGAAGAGCUCUAGUGUUUCCAUCUUGGAUAAGUACACGAUACAAGAGAAGGUGGUGCCGCUGCUCAAAGGCAUCAAAACUAAGGAGCCUGCUGUUAUGAUGGCUGCCCAUGAUGUCUUCAAGGCCAUAGCGCCACAAGUCGAUAGUGACUUCCUCGCUAUGGAAAUCCUUCCUAUCUUAUGGCAAUUCAGCUUGGGACCCUUGCUCAACCUCCCGCAGUUCCAGGCUUACAUGACAUUGAUCAAGUCGACUUCAGCACGCGUUGAACAAGAGCAGACACGGAAGCUACAAGAGCUCGGCGCCAACAACACCACAGCUACCUCAAGAAACGAAUUUAUGAGUUUCGGCGGCCCACCUGCGUCAAGCGCCUUCGACUCCUCAAACGGCGGUGACGACACAAAUUUUGAGGCAUUGGUACGGGGAGGUACCCAGGGUAGGGCUGGCGGUUCGGAUAUGCUUGGAGGCGAUCCAUGGGCCAACGCUUCAGCAUCAUCGGCCACAGCUCUGCCUUCUCGACCCGCAAACCGCGCCAACACUGCUUCACCAGCCCCAGCAACCUUUGCAUGGUCCACACCGCCCGUCUCUCCACCCCCACCGACGAACCUGUCUGCACCUCAGGGUAACCGCAAGGCCAUCACACCAGACAACACGUUCUCCACUCUCAACUCUUCUUUCCCAGCCAUGAACCCCACCAACCCAGGUAUCGGCAGCCCGACAUUCUCUCAGCCGCCAAGCAGGCCUACAAUGGGCAUGAACAGCAUGAUAACCCAACCAACAACGGCACCCUCAUACACUGCGCCUAAUUCAGGUAUCGACUGGAGCAAAGCGAACGCCUCGUCUACAUCAGGCUGGGGCAGCUCGUCUACAUCCAAUACCACGUCUAGCCGUCUCUCGAAUUUCUCAGUCAUAGCUCCCUCUCAGCCCCAACCGCAGCGUCAGGACAACACUGCGAGUCCAUAUUCGAGCUUCAGCAUCGCACCACCGCCUAUGAAACAUGCGAACAACGGGACGUUCAGCAUAGCGCCACCUCCGAGUUUGGGUGCGAGCAAUAGGAGCACGAGUGCAAGUGGAGGACUAAGUAUGAACAGUAUGGGCGGUAUGAAGGGCGGUAACAUGAACAGUAUGGCAGCAUUGAGGGCGCAGACGCAGACUCAACAGAGUCAGAGACCACCGAGCCAAGCACCGACGAAUUGGGGGAACGGCAGCGACAGUUUGAUAUAA